CUCGGCCUUUUUGCGUCCCUCUUCUCGACCACCAAGUGAAAACCGGUUAUUUCGUUUGCAAAUCUUCGAAUCCUCUACGCGGUUGCCAUUCAUUUUUCUCCGUGUAUUUCGAGCCGGACGAGAAACAAAGGUCGUUCAGCAAUGCAUCUAAAUAUCUCGAUUCGUCGUUUCGCUUCGAUUUAAUGCACGAUGCUUCCUCUCGGUUAUACAGACUUCGAAUCCUAGUUUGCGAAUUGAACUUUCACGGUGAUUACUUGGUGUUGUUUGUCGAAGCGUAUUCUCCCAGAUCCCGCAGAAACCUAGUAAUAUUUUGUCUCGUGGUUUCAACUUUGAAGUGCAGGCUUUUGAACGUUUUACUAGUGAUAUUUAUCGAGAAGCUAAUCGAGUCGAGAAUUUAAGGUUAGACGAUGAACUGUGUAAAAGUGAGAAUCGCGCAGCGUGUAUAAUUACAGGACGCGAAUGAAUAAGACGUGCUCGGUCACGAUCUAUAUUGAGAAGGAAAAAAUUCAAAACCAGAUCCCCCGCCUCGUGGCUCCGACUGGGCAUCGCCAAGGGGCCCCGAAGACCGGUUAGGCCUUGAGUGCAGGUCGCACCUCGACACCUUCUGCACUCGAACCUCCGACGCGAACACGCGAUUCGAUGAGAACAUUCUGUCACGCAUCUUUCGAAUCGUCGCUCGUCGCUGUCGGUAUACCCGUGCAAAAAAACUUUCUCACUUUUUCUUCUCAGCGGACGGAACAUUUUUACCGAUCGAAAUUGACUCCUUCGAUACAUAGAAUAGAAAGAUACGAAUAGAAUUUUCCAUUCUAAUUAUAGCGAUAAUCGAUAUUCGAGUAAAAUUUCAAAACGUGAUAUUCCACUUUUAUAGGGCAAGGAAACAUAACCUAUCUUCCUAUUAAGAAAGUUUAUUAUUUCUUUCUUAAACGAGUUUCAGAAUUUUCUUUGUGGGAUCGUAUUAACUACCACGUUGAUUCUUAAUGCGUUUUACUUCCUUCGGAAGGCUAUACAUUGCGGUAGCAUUAAUAAUUUCUACGUCUAAGAUUUAUAAAAAGAAUCGGUCGAAGGGAAAACGUGACUUUUUCAAAAACUUAUUUUUUAAGCGAUAUAUAUUAAUAUAAUUUUUUCGUGUAAUUUUUCAAAAAAAUUUUUUUUUUUCCUAACAAAUGACUGCGUCGCACAACAAAUUAUAUACGAUAAUAAUGCUUCCUUAUCUAUUCGGAAUAAUGCUCGCGCAACUGAUAUUGUUUGCGAAUAUGAAUCACACAACGGAAAUAAUAAUAAUAAUAAUACCAAAAUUCACGUUAAAAGAAUACUUUCGGGAUAAAACUUGACGUUAAUGAUUGUAACACGAGUUCGAGGCUCGAAAGGUUGUAUUAGAAGAGGGACGGAAUUGGGGGGGGCGCUUCCAAUAAUUUUUUAGGGUCUAUCGACCCCCCGGAUCCUACGCACCUGGCGAUUCGAUUGACGAAAAGCAGAAGUUUCCUUUUAAAGAGCGAAAGGCGUAUAGACAAGCGGUGUAUUUAUUAUUAUUUUUGCCAGAUGAAGCGAGUCAAUGCGGCGCGCACAAUGAAAAUGGGGAAAAGAAUAAAAAUGAAAAAUAAAAAGUCCGUUUUGCGAAAUUCUGUCGUAAACGAAGUCUUGACUGUUUCCGUGGGAGAACCGGUCUGUUGGCACGACGCCUUUCGAAUAAACUUCACUCGAGGCGCGGAUCGCCUCGAUUUCCGUGCAAUUCAAAUGCAUCAACUCCCUAUUAAAUGGCCGCCUUUGUUCUGGCUCGUGUGUCCUCCCGGAUUCGAUCGAGUUUCAUGUACGUUAUUUCGUAACAUCCCACGUCCCCGCGAUAACACCGAUACAAUGGUAUCGUACAAAUUCGUCAGUCAUUUUCCAUGCUCGAUAUUUUUGCCCGCGUUGCGUGCAUGCCUGCUCGCCGGAGGAAUAUUCUGUCGCUUCGCUAUGCGCUCUUCGAAACGGGUAAAAGUGUAACGGUAAAAAAGAAAGAAGGAAAAAGAAAAGAAACGGUGAUUGUGCGCGGUGUUUCGUUAAACCGAGUGAAUAGUUGAAUAAUGUACAAAUUGCCGUCGCCGUACAACAAGCAGUCGGCAGUCGGGGGUGCAGGUGGCGGUCCUGGCGCUGGAAGCACGAGCAUACCCUUGCCAGCCACCGUAGCUGCGACCAGGAGGUGUCCGCCGGACAAGGUUAGGCCGGCUCCUACGCCCACGCAUCAGACGCAACUCGGUGGUUUGAAGCACGGGAACGGCGGUAUUGGCAGCGCGAGCAGUUCCAGAAGCACGAGUCCGAGUCAACAACAACAAUCGCCCCAAACCGGACUCUCCUUCAUUCCCCAACCGAGAAAUCAAAAUUCGACCAACAGGCAACCCUCCACCACCACCCCGAGCCCUCGAGCCUCGACGGUGGGCAAACCCGGGGGUGUGAGGGGCGGCGGCCAAUCCUCGCCGUACGCGCCCCCCCAGCAAAACAAGAACUCCGUGCUGGACAAGUUCAAGCUUUUCAACAACAAGGAGAAGAACCAAGACCGGGGCAAGGCCUCGUCCGGCGUCUCGAAGCGUACCUCGAGCUCGUCCGGCUUCUCCUCGGCCAGGUCGGAACACUCGGACAGCUCGACGUCCCUUUGCGACCAGAGCAAGCUGCAGGUCGAGUCGCCCAAGAGCCGCGCGCUGAAGUCCAAGUUGCAGUCGGCAAACAAGGCUGGCAAGCAGGCGAGCCCGAAGACCGGGAGGAAGGAGCAGAGCAGCAAGGGGCAGAGCAAGAUAGCGCGGACGAAGGGGGCGGCCGACAAGUUGCUCGUCUACGCGGCCCCGCCCCUCGAGGAUGUCAAGCCGAGCGGCAAGAUCGCCGCCUCGGGGACCAAGAUGCCUCCCUCCGUCGAGAACAAGAAAUCCUCGAACCUGCACGAUUUGUUGAAACAGCAACAACAACAAUCGAGCGGUGGCCAAGCUUUGCAAAAGGCGAACCCGUCCGUGCUGUUGACAGGCGCUAAACAGAUCGGGGGACAGCAAGAGAUCGCUGGGAAGAAUCACUCGAAGAACGAGAAUCUGGCGAGGCAGCAACCGAUCGCUAGGCCGAGGAUGGAAUUGCCGGCCAAGCUGGACGCGACCAAGAUCCACCCGCAAAAGGUGCCGCCGAACGGGUUGAACAAAGAUAUCCUCGCUCAGAAAGGUUUAUUGUUGAGCAACGGGAUGAUGAAACAGGCAGAGGACCACGACGAGGGGCUCACCGACGAGAAUAAUUCGACGAUCGAGCGCACUUUGUCCAUGAACCAGGCCAAUCUGUGCGAGAGGAUGGAAGGGAAACGGAAGGAGAUCGGUGUAGACCGCGAAGAUCAAACGCUGGACGGAAAACAAGGGCAGGUCGCGUGUAUAAAAGGCGGGCGAGCCGAGACGCACGAGUUCGAGGGGAACGGAAGGCAAACGCCGUCUUCCUUCCUGCCUCGCAACCUGACGGACGCAACGAGCGUGGCGAACGACGCGAAAAUGGCGAGCAUCGAAGAAGCGCCGGCGGCCACGAUCGGGCCGACGAUCGCCGCGCCCCCUUGCCACGUCGAGCAGCAGCAACACCACGCGGUGAAUUUUGGCGCGGGGAAACAGCACUCGGUGGCGGGCAGCGGGCCGUUGCAAGGCUCGAGUUUGAUCGGGAGUCCGGGCUCCAGCAUUCCGAAGCCCACGGCCUUGGUGAAAGGCACCUCGAAACCGCCGAAGGAAAACAACAUGCCGGGCGUACCGACGCCCACAAAAUUAAAAGCAGACGCUUUGCAUCGCAAGCUCGAUCCGAAUACGGUCGCAAUGGUCUCGCCGAUGCCAAGCAUAUCUGAUCUAAUGUCGGAGAGUUCGCACAGCAAUUCGAACAGCACGGGCCAGAGCAAUUCCAGCGACAGCAGCGUUAUUUACAGGCCGAGCAGCGAGAGCGGGAGCGAGAUCAAAACUAUACCGAAUAGAAAAAUCGACACCACGUUCGAGCAAAUGGAGAAGGUUUUGUCCGAGAGUUCAACGUGCGGAGGAGGAGGAGGAGGUGGAGGCGGGGGAGGAGGGGGGAUGGGCGACGAGGAAGCGGAGAUGACGGUGAAGCCCAUGCAACCUCUGCUGCGCGGUUACACGCCUGGCGCGAGGGCCCUUCAGACCUUGCCUAGCAGAACGAACGCGCGACAGUACACCAUCCUUCAUUCCUCUUCUCAUCAUCAUGUCGGUCACGAUUACGCGGACAUCGACGUCGCCUCCGGUUAUCUGAGCGACGGGGAGGUUCUUCGCGGUGGCAUGACCGUCGGUAGCAGGACCCUGUCCGACUUGUGCGAUGGUUACAUGUCCGAGGGCGGUGCUUCGUUGUACGCGCGUAGAAUCAAUCCGUCUUACGGUCAUGAUCACGAGAGAUACGUGGGCGGUUCGAGGCGAGAGUUGUCAGGGGUGAAGGAACUGGUGACCUCGAGGAGGGUGCAGAAGAGACCCUCGGCGAACGUCGUAAGGUCGGAUGGAGGUUGCAUCGGGAACAGUCCAGGAAACGGCGGUGUGAUCGCGGCCGGCUUGCUGGGCGGCUGCAGCGGCGGCAACGACGCCUUAGCCGAGUUAACCAUCGAGGACCUGGCAUCUAUUCCCGCCGGAAAUCACACCUCCGCCAAUCACACAGGCCAUUCCUCUCAUCACAAGAGGGUGCCGGGUGGUGGAGGCGUGAUCGUGGGGGGUGGCGGUAAUUCGGCCACCCCCCAAGGUGCACAGCAGGGCAGCAACCUGGUGUACCGCGUGGUGAGCUCGAGGCAUCCUGGAAGCGGGCAUCAUCCGCACGUGAAGAAGUCGGAUAGCUCCCAGCAAACCGACAGCUCGGCGUUCAAGCAUCAGCAGCAACCGGGUUUGAACAGCAGCUCGGCGACGAACAGCAGCUCCAACAGCCAGCAAUGGAAAAAGUAUAUCGAGGCUGGAGCCGCGAGGGAUCGGGAGAGAGACAAGGAGGGCGCUCCUCCGAGUCCUAGUCCCUCCAGGCGAUCUCAGGACAAACAUCGGAAGCAGGCCAUGGCUGAAUAUGCGAACGGCGAAAAACCGCAGAAAGUUUCAUCGGGAACGUCGACCAGCGGCGGCAGCGGGAAAGUUAGGGGCGUGCCUCAAAGUUUCGGUUACGUGAAGAGGCACAGCGCCGGCACCAGCCCGAGCCCGAACGGAGUUCAAAAUGGUGGCAAGGAUUCGACGAGAACCGCCCAAGUUAGCGCUGUUCCAAGGACUAAGGUCAAAGUGUCGGGCGGCACGCAAACGUGUACCACCGAGCUUCAAGCCAACUCCUCGACGCCUAACCAGGGCCACCAUUAUAAGAGCUACAGCCUCACCGGGCCGAGCGCCAGCCAACUGUCCCAAUCGGUGCGCGAUCGGCUUAUGCUCGGCUCGCAGAGCCUGCCCAAGCCUGGAAGCCCAGAAUUCACCGCGUUGUUCGCGUCUGCGCAUCACCGCGAGCGGGGGUCGGGCGCGGGGCCUACCGCCACCUCCUUCUCGCCACGGGUGCUCAAACCGUCUGAUGGAAGUCUGAGCGACACGUGCAGUAAUUACGCGGCCCCUGAUCUCCAAGGAUAUUACACUCCCAACAGCCCGUAUACCACGUCUUGGAUGAGACACAGCAACACGUACACGCCCAGCGGUCGUUCUCAAGGGAUGGGAUUGUGCGAAGCGGACAGCGUAGAGUCGCUGGGCUCGCAUCGGGCAAGUUUGACCCACGCUCGUUUGUUGAUACAUCAAAGAGACUCGACGGGAUCGCCAGCCCCGCCACGGCUCAACAGAAGCAAUUCCAUUAGCCAUCUGCGGGACAGGACAUUCCCAAGAUCCACGAAAAGUGAAAAAAUGUAUCCGUCAAUGUUAGUUAGAGGAAGUGGUGCCUCAUCCUCCGUCGGCGAGGAAGUCGGAGUCGGGAUAGGGAUGAGCGUAGGCGUUGAACCGUAUUACAGUGUUCCCGUAGGAUCUACCGGGUGUACCGGCCAACACUGGUCUCAACCGACCUCUCCAACGCCCACGCACACUUCUCGUCAACCACCCAAUCUUUACCAACACGUGCACAAGGAUGAUGAUAUCCAUGGUUCUUCUGUAUCUUUGGUAUCGACAGCAAGCAGUCUAUACAGUUCGGCCGAGGAGAAACAGGCACACGAGCUGAGAAAAUUACGGCGAGAACUCGUAGACGCCCAAGAGAAGGUCCACUCGUUGACAAGCCAGUUAUCGACCAACGCUCAUGUGGUGUCGGCUUUCGAGCAAUCCUUGUCCAACAUGACACAACGUUUGCAACAACUGACCGCAACGGCCGAAAAGAAAGACUCGGAGCUUCAAGAAUUGAGAGAAACGAUCGAGAGGCUUCGAAAACAGAGCGCCGAGGCCAGUUUAAAUAAUGGAACAACGGGCGCGAACAACGGUCGCCGUCACACUCUCGGCGAUUCCGAUUCCGGGACAACAGGAUGCACCGGAAACAAUAACCAUCAAGGUGCCUCGAUGGCGAGGCAAUUGUCCGCGGACAGCGUCACCUCGUUAAAUUCGUUGAGCAGCGCCUGCUCGGCCAGCAGUCAUCACAAGAAGAAAGGUUGGCUACGUAGCUCCUUCUCGAAGGCUUUCUCGAGAUCACGGAAAAACAGGCACGGCUCGGUGUCCGACGCUGAAGAUUGCAAGGAGAACGCCAGCGGAGACUUGAGCGCGCCGAACAGUCCUAGAUUGCCCAGCGCCUCUAAACACGAGUCUUCGCGAGGCGCUCAAAACGGUAGAAGCAACGGGCAGAAAUCCCCUGAAGUUGAAAAUCCAUUGACAGGAAGCAAAAGCAGUUCGGCUUUGUACAAGAAAGAGGACGAGGACGUGGUGGAAUUGAAGAAACAACUCAGGGAAAAAGAUCUUGUGUUGACGGAUAUCAGACUCGAGGCUUUGUCUUCGGCGCACCAAUUGGAAUCGUUGAAAGACACUGUGAUCAAAAUGAGGAACGAGAUGCUUAAUUUAAAGCAAAAUAACGAACGUCUACAGAGACUAGUGACGUCAAAAUCCUUAACGUCCUCUCAAUCAUCGUUACCUAGCGAUCCAGAUAGACGUUUCAGUAUGACGGAAGUGGCCUCCACUGUUGCCGCGCUUUCAAAUGGUGAUACUAGUACGACAACUGACCAAUUAGAAGAUUUAAAUGUACCGGAACAUUCAGUGGUACCAUCGACCACGUCGACUACAGGAGAGCCAACUUUGGAACAAGAUACGGACGGGAAAAGAAUUAACGUCGCUAUCUACCUAGGCAGCGAGAAAAAUUUCAACUAUAAUCUCGUAACUGGAAGCACUUCGGACGGCAGUAUCGGUGAACCUCCUCAUUGUAUCAUCGCGAGUGUUUGCAUCAGUAAUAAAACUACCUGGGACUCCCUUGAUUCCACCGUAAGGCGUUGUUUCAAGGAAUACGUUUCGAGAGUUGAUCCCGUGACAAAUUUGGGCCUAGGAGUUGAAUGCGUUGCUGCUUAUCAUCUUGGAGAAGCUUCUAGAUGCACUACAGAUUCUCAACAUCCAGAAUUGCUUCCUUGCGGCUACUUAAUCGGUCACGUAAAGACCAUUUAUUUGGUACUUUCUGGUUAUUCGUGGCUCGCUGUCGAUACUUUAAUACCACGAUCGAUUGUGCAGCGAUUAAUAUCUUUGCUAACCGAACAUCGUAGAGUCAUUUUAUGUGGACCUAGUGGUACUGGCAAGAGCUAUUUGGCUGGAAAAUUAGCUCAUGCAUUGGUGGAUGCCGAUAAUGAUACGAAAGAUGCUACGGCUGUAGCCACGUUCAACGUGGAUCACAAAUCCAGUAAAGAACUUAGACAAUAUCUCGCUCAUAUCGCCGAAAGAUGUGAUUCGAAUGCAGCUGAUGAAUUACCAAGGGUAAUCAUUCUCGAAAAUUUACAACACGCUGCAUCUUUAGGAGAAUUAUUCAGUGGCUUGCUCGGUACUAGACACUCAUCUUGUCCAGCUAUUAUUGGCACCAUGAGUCAAGCUACUUGUAGUACCACGAAUCUUCAAUUGCAUCAUAAUUUUAGGUGGGUACUUUGUGCUAAUCAUAUGGAACCAGUUAAAGGAUUCUUAGGCCGCUAUCUCAGACGGAAACUGCUGGAACACGAAUUACGCGAAUGUGGUGGAACUAGAAACGCAGAAAUGGCAGCUGUUGUCGAAUGGUUACCCCGAGUGUGGCUACAUCUUAACAAGUUCCUAGAAAGUCAUAGCAGUUCCGACGUCACGAUAGGACCUCGACUAUUUCUAUCCUGUCCGAUGGAAGUAACAGGUUCUCAAGUAUGGUUUACGGACUUAUGGAACUAUUCUGUAGUACCAUAUUUGGUGGAAGCAGUCAGAGAAGGAUUGACACUUUACGGCAGACGCGUUAGCGGAAAUGGAAACGGAGAUUCUUCUUGGGAAGAUCCAGCUCAAUUUAUCACUUCCAGUUAUCCUUGGAUUUCUACGCAUGCUGUACACGGUGGUAGUGAUGCUCUACUUCGUUUAAGACCAGAAGACGUUGGUUACGAUGUUGUUACGUCCGGACACACUUCUGGAGUUGGUGCAUCAAGCGUGAAAAGUCUUGGUAGCACGCAUAGUGAUACUGAAGGAGAUCCUCUACUGAAUAUGUUGAUGAGAUUACAGGAAGCAGCCAAUUAUUCGAGUCCUCAUAGCAACGACAGUGAUUCGGUUACUUCCCUUGAUUCAUCGCACACUCGACAUUCGGAAGACUUAAGUUCAUCAACAUCUUCGUCAAGAGGUGUAGAAUCGGCUCUUUAAUUAGCAAUGCUAUUGUCAUUAAGGAAAAUGAAAUACAACCUGAAUAUGAAUAUCUAUGAAUAUAAUCGUACAUCAGGCCAGUUUGUAAUAUUCCAUUUUAAAAAUAACGAUUUGCGUAUGAGAGUAUAAAAAAAUCUAAAGAAGAAAAGAAACGAAAAAGAAAUCAAAAAUAAAUUUUGGAUAUCUUUAUGAUAUAAAUCUUUUCUUUUUAAUAUUUUAUGACAAAAAUAUCAAACAAACAUUAAACAGUCAAGCUAGAAACAAAGACUAAGAUAUUUUCAGCAAUGCGUGAUAGGAUGCUCUUUAUAAAAUACGUCCUUCCAUUUGUUCUUACGUAAAGCAGCGAUGUGCAUUAAAAAAAUGAAAUUAAAAAUGUCAAGAAAAAUUUUUUAAUGCCUACAGCUGGCCUAUAUUUAUUCUAGUUUUUAUGUGCGCCAUGCACUUUGGUGUGAUAUGUAAUUAAAUAAGUAAGAGAUAAACAAGCGAUAUUUCUAUGUUCUUUGGAUAUAAUGACGUAUAAAUAUGUACGUCAUCACGCAAUGCAAUAAUCUACGCUGCCGUUAUGGAAGUACGAGUCUAUUUUAAACAAAUACAUUUCUAUGAUUAAAUCAAGUACGAUUAAGUGUAGCUUAAUGCGACUUUACUCGAGAAAUUUGGAUGGAAUAUACAGUAUUAUUAUAGGGAGUAAAAUAAAAGGGCUUCGAACUGAGCCAAGAUUUAGGAUCGAGGAACCAUCGUUUCUUUCGUCCACUACUUUCAGGUAAAAUAGCUUAUCGUAUGCGAUACACAGAUCUCAUGGACGGACCGCUCAAUGGAGUAUUGUUUCGCCUUCAGAAAUGUAGCACAGUUCGAAGUGGGUACUGAUGAAUGUGCGUGCAAAAAUAGUCUAUUUAUACAUACUUUGCUACAAAAGUUCUAUUUAAUUAAAGAAUGUUAAUAUAAUAUAUAUAUAUAUAUAUAUUAUAUAUAUAUAUAUAUAUAUAUUAUAACAUAUUAUAUAUAUAUAUAUAUAUAAUAUAAUAUAUAUAUACACAUACACAAUCUAACGAUGGCGCUAAAUUUAUGUUACGAAUUAAAAUUUAUAAUUAGCUAGUAAGAUACGUGAGUAAUUCUGGUCAUGUAACAUUGUAAAUACAAAAGACAAAUGAAAUGUACGAUGACGCUAGAUACAAAUUUGAUUCGAAAUCCCAUAGUAGCCUGCAAGAUCUCUUUUAAUAAAAUGACGUGUAAAGUGUAUAAAGAAAAAGGGAAAAAGAUGAAAUGCAAAGGAAUUGAAUCCUUCGUGUGCAAUUUGUCAGAUUGUAGCGCAUCAAAAUGAUAAAAAAUAACAGGCUACAUAAAAUAUACAUAGUGUACAUGUUUGAUAAGCCUUGAAGUCGAUUUCAGAGUUCGAUCGAUAUCAUAAUGUCCAUGAAUACGAUGUGCAUGUAAUAAUUAUACAGUCGCAUUUACAGGUUUUUUACGUUUGUACCGUAUUUAUACGCUGUACGACGCUGCACUGGAUCUUCAUUCAAAUAACGAUAAUUAUCGUGUCAUCAAAUAAAUUACACUAAACUUUA
Molecule: messenger RNA, 10294 nt
Organism: Apis cerana (Asiatic honeybee)
Lineage: Eukaryota; Metazoa; Arthropoda; Insecta; Hymenoptera; Apidae
Gene: sick
Product: sickie
Biological process (GO): neurogenesis; nervous system development
Molecular function (GO): ATP hydrolysis activity; protein binding
Source: RefSeq, a predicted model, not a curated record